Sceloporus undulatus (fence lizard) is the source of this 2704-nucleotide messenger RNA. It is a transcript of the gene SAAL1, whose product is annotated as serum amyloid A like 1. The record is from RefSeq and is a predicted model, not a curated record. NCBI's taxonomy places the organism in Eukaryota, Metazoa, Chordata, Lepidosauria, Squamata, Phrynosomatidae. The transcript is spliced from 13 exons. Bases 198 to 1622 code for a protein of 474 amino acids.
GAGGCGCUGUCACCAGGCGAGGGCGAGGCCUCUCCGCCCUUCCUAGGCCAGCGGGAGCGGGAGCGGGGCCGCCUCCUCCUCUCCAGGAAGCAGUAAGCGGCGAGGAGGGCCCUGCCGGACUCCACCCUCUGCUUCCGCACUGCUGCAGAUAUAACCCGGAAUCCAGUGGUCGGACAGUUGGAGUAGAUUACUCAGCUAUGGACAGGAAUCCAUCACCCCCUUCCAGUGAUUCAGAAGAAGAGGCAGUAGUUGCUGGAGAUUCCAUUGGAAAUACCGUUUAUAGCAAGCACUGGCUGUUCAGUGUCCUUACAAAACUAAUUGAAUUUCUCACUCCCCAGAAGGAUGAUGCUUCUGAGUUAAACAACGUGGAAGAAGAGGUAGAGUUAGAAGAAGAUAUGGAGAAUGUCAUUUGCAAAGUAUGGGAUAUGUCAAUGGAUAAGGAUGUGGCUUUAUUUCUACAAGAGUUUAACGCCCCUGAUAUAUUUAUGGGUGUAUUUGCCAAGUCUAAGUGUCCUCGACUUACUGAAAUCUGUGUUGGAAUAUUGGGUAACAUGGCCUGUUGCCAAGAAGUAUGCAUGUCUAUUAGUAAUGAUGAGAACCUUGGACAGAUGGUGCUGCAGCGUUUAUGUGAUUCUGAUUCUCCAACCCUGCUUGAAACAAGCAGGUUACUGCUGACUUGCCUCUGCCAAUCUGAAGUGGCUGAUAUUUGGGUGAAAAGAAUUCGAGAAAAUCCAUUGGUGUAUGAUUGUACCUGCUUUAUUAUGUCUAGUUCUACAAAUGUGGAACUGCUGGUGAAAAUAGGUGAGGUGGUCGAUAAAUUGUUUGACUUAGAUGAAGAACUAAUGUUAGACUGGAUUAAAAAAGGUUCUCAGUGGUCAGUGACACAGCCUGUGGAUGAUUCGUCCAAUGAACAUCAAGUUAUUAAGAUUGUGCCUUGUCUGCUUGAAGCUACAAAACAAAUUAGGUCAGAGAAACAUUCCGAAGGACUUGAUGUUUACAUGCAUAUCCUACAGCUCCUCACGACUGUGGAUGAAGGCAUUCAAGCAAUUGUACAGUCUCCUGAUAGUGGAAAAGAAACUUGGAGUUUGUUGUGUGAUCUGUUUUGUUCUGAAAUCUGCCAGCCAGAUGAUCCAUCAAUUAUUGUUCAAGAACAGAAGACUGUGUUGGCUUCUAUAUUGUCUGUUUUAUCAGCCAUCUUUUCUUCACAGACUAAACAAGAAUUUGUCAAGAUACAAAAAAAUAUGCCUCUGAUUGAUAGCUUGAUAAGAGUCUUACGAAACAUGGAUGAAUGUGUAAAGAGAUCUGGAGUCAACUUAAACAAAUCCAAAUCAGAGGAGCCUGAAAAGUUGGGAAUAGCUGAGGAAGAUUGCCAUUUAAAAAUCGUGAAGGACAUCUGUUGUGAGUUACUCUCCACUAUGCUUCUGGAAAUGUCAAAGGAAAACAUACUGGAGGGGCUCAAACAGGGCCAUUUGAAUGAAGAGAAAUGUUCCUGUGUAUUUCAAAACCUCCUCCCUGAGUAUUUAUCUUCGGUAAAGAGUUUUCUUGUAGUGCUGCAUGAAGUUGAUCACACCCUUGCUGACAGCUUAGAGAACAACUUCCCAAGCUUGAAAUUACAGACAUAGGAGCACAUAUACCAUAUUUUCUUGCUGGAAGAUUUUGAAUUUUUUACUACUGUGUAAGAAAGUAAUGUGACAAUGUUUUUUUUUAAGUUUAAAUCCUCUGUUGCUUAAAAUUGUUAGCAAGGAAAAUAAGAUGAGAAUGGAAAUGAUGGAGAAUGGCAUAAAGGACAACUUAAUAAGCACCUGAAAUAUUUGUUUUUAUGGAAUAAGUUUAAAUGAGAAGACAACACAAACAUAGUUUUAUAUGUUAAUAGCCAUCGGUGUUGCGAAUCUUAGUGUUCUUGCUGAAAUAAUGAAAUAGUUUCAUAUAUUUUUGAAGAGUGUUGAAUUAGCUAUAAAUAGUAAUACUGGUUAAGAAAUCUAGUAGUUUUUGUUUCUGUCAUAGAAAGAAGACAGAACAUGACAGAUGAGGGGGAACCAAACACACUCUGUUUGGUGGACCAAGCACAGCCCCUUCAUAUGUUGUUGGAUUGUAAUUCCCAGCAUUCCUCAGCACUGGCUAUGGAUAAUGGGAAUUAUGCAAAAUAGUGUACUAGUAUUUAAUUUUCUGAAGGGCUAUAAUUAUAACUGGUCAAAGAGCUGCUUUUUGCAGGCCUCAUUAGCCAUAGAAUUUUAGCUGUGAAACAAAUUUAAAUUAAUGAGCUCAGAAUAUCAUACCAUGACCAGGAUCCAGCUAGGAACAACUAUUCCAUUUGUACACAGAAUGUUAAUGCUACAACUCUCCCCCUGAAUGUCCAAAGCUCCCUUUUAAUAUGAAAAGGAUCCUUCAGGAAAGUGACACAUAUAAUAAAAUAGGAUACUGGUAGAAGGAUUUUUUUUGUCACUCCCAUAUGUGAAUGGAAACAAAUUUGGAUUUCAUACAGGCAUUUUAAUACUAAAACAAGUAUUGAUAUCUGUUUUGUAUGUAUAUUUAGUUUUAUGAUAGUUUUUAUUAAACACAAUAAAAUAAUUUUGUAUAACUGUGUUAUGUCACAUUUGAUAAACUCUCUUGUUGAUGUAAUUCAAGAUAUAGCCGUAUUAGUCCGUAGUAUCAAUAUGUAGUACUAAGUGCAACUAAAGAAAGAAGCUGGCAUUUGUCUACUUGA